AUGAGAAGUUUUCUGUACAGAGAACAAGUACGUCACAGACCGGAGAUACCACAGACUAUUGUCCGUCUUGAAGUAGCAUUGAUGAAUUAUCAGCCCGCCGAACACAUUUAUAAAGGCACAGUACUAUCGGAUAAUGGCUAUAGAGCAGUGCUAUUUACAACUGAUACCCUAUUAAACGCGCUAGCAACAUCCACAGAAAUAUUCAUGGACGGUACAUUUUCGGUCGUUCCCAGAGUGCCAUCCUUCGCGCAAUUAUAUACCAUUCAUAUUCGAUAUAUGGACACGGGUAUACCGGUCCUUUUUAUAUUGUGUCAGAAGCGCACCGUCGAUGUGUAUAAUGCGAUUUGGCGAAGGGUAAAGGAACUGCGUCCGGAUGCACUGCAAGGAGUGCAGUCAGUUAUGAGUGAUUACGAACGUGCGGCAAUGACAGUUGCAAGAGAGACUUUUCCAGAAGCACGUAUAACUGGUUGUUGGUUUCAUUUUAAUCAGGCCGUAUUAAGACGUUGGAAAGCAUUGGGUCUAAUGGUAGCCCCUAGAAAGGUUCUUGGUUUUACCAUGGCCUUGCCAUUGGCACCGGUCAAUGCAUUUGAGGAAGGAUUGCGAAUAAUACAAGAAGAGGCUGAUCUGAUAUCGACAGAGUAUCCUGCUGUAUUGCAGUUUACUGUUUAUUUAAGGCGUGUUUGGCUUCCGUUGAAAGAAAAAGUUUCCGUUUUUGGUACGCCUAUACGGACAAACAACUUCGUGGAAAGUUUCCAUUACGUACUUUUUCAUAGAUUUGGUGGAAUACAUCCUAAUAUUUGGCAUUUUGUUCAUGAUUUAGGCGAAUUGCUUCUCGAUCAAGAGAUAAAUAUUGGGAGAUUAGCGGAGGGACGUAGCGUAAAGAGAGUACGCGUCCGACAUAAUGUACGGCGCGACAAGCGUAUUGCGGAAGCACAAGCCUCUUUGAGCUCAGGAAGGCUUUUGCUGAGAGAAUUUCUGCAAACACUUAGCAACGUAUCGCAAAUGCCCGAGGAGAGCUUUGAUUUGCAAGCUCCAGACAGUCUAGACGACACCCUAGGAUAUCAAGAAACAAUAGACAGCAAUCUGUUAGACACGCAUACAG
Messenger RNA from Temnothorax curvispinosus, 1102 nucleotides. RefSeq lists its product as uncharacterized. The transcript is spliced from 7 exons. The record is from RefSeq and is a predicted model, not a curated record. Lineage: Eukaryota; Metazoa; Arthropoda; Insecta; Hymenoptera; Formicidae. The annotation marks the transcript as partial.